Messenger RNA from Pogonomyrmex barbatus (red harvester ant), 354 nucleotides. RefSeq lists its product as uncharacterized. Lineage: Eukaryota; Metazoa; Arthropoda; Insecta; Hymenoptera; Formicidae. The record is from RefSeq and is a predicted model, not a curated record.
AUGUUCCGGGAAAUCGCACGCUACGUGCGCGCGUGUAAAAACUGUAUCGUGCACAAAGCCGAACAGCAGCGACCGCCCAGAUUGCUCGCCACCGACGUAACACGACUCUGGCAACAAGUGAUGAUAGAUCUGAUAGGGCAGCUAUCUCGAUCAAGUAAUGAUUACACGUGGCUAUUUAACAUGCAGGAUCAUUUUACGAAAUGGGUGCAAAUGCGAUCGUUACGCAAAACCACCGCCGACGUCAUCACAAAGAGCUUCGCAGAAGCCAUCAUUUACCACCACAGGCUGCCCAGAAGAAGUGUUAGCAAACAACGGGACGUUCCGAAAAGCUGCAGCGAAUGUUGGCAAGCCUAG